AUGAGAACUCCGAACUUUCAAAUAGGAGAUCUAUCAUUGGAUUCGGGUUUCUUCUCAUGGGUUCAAUUCCUUUGCACCCACCUUUUGGCUCUGAAACCCUCCCAGUCGGCUGAUUGCCACUCAUCUAGUGAAAUUGAUGAUCAACCCGGAGUUGAUCUUAGCAAGGCUGAAGUCUCCGAACAGGAGAGGGAACAGUUGCGUGCAUUCUUCCACUCGUUCCGCGAUCGCAUCUCUCAUAGCUCCUAUGACUUAGGCUCCUAUGAUACCGACAUGAUCCACAUAAAAACCACUACGGAAACCCCACCCACGCGAUUUCGACCGACACGCAUUCCCGUCAAAUUUCAAAAAGAACUGGAUGACCACAUUAAUAAGUUGCUUAGGGCCGGCAGAAUUAAAGAAAGCGACACACCUUGGGUUCAUAAUACAGUUCUGGUCAAAAAGCGAGAUGGAUCUCUUAGAGUCUGCUUAGAUUUUCGCCCAUUGAACGCGAUAACUAUUCCGGACCAUUAUCCCUUGCCCCGGAUAGAGGACAUACUCACUAAGAUAGCAGGGAACAAAUACUAUACAUCCCUCGACUUGGCGUCAGGCUAUAUGCAGUUACUGCUGUCACCUGAAAGCCAGGCCAAGUGCGGGUGGGCAACGCAUAGAGGAAUUUAUCAAUUUGUCUACCUCCCUUUUGGACUUAAGAACGCUGGUGCGUACUUCUCUCGGGCUAUGUCGCGAAUUUUAGCCGGAUUGGAAGAAAAUUGUUUGGCCUACCUUGAUGAUAUAGUAGUAUUCGACAAAGACUUUCCGAGUCAUCUCAGUUCUCUUCGGAAAGUAUUCCAAAGGUUUCGUGAUUUCAACAUAAAAGUAUCCGGUAAAAAGCUCGUCGACAUAGCGCGGUCGCGAGUCACCUUUUUGGGCCAUGAGAUCUCUGGGGAUAGUUACUAUCCAUCUGAUCGUAACAUCCAGGCAAUCAAAAAUAUGCCACCCCCCACAUCGGUCAAAGAAGUCAAGCGUUUCCUUGGGAUGGCAAAUUUCUUUCGCAAAUUUAUACCAAAUUUCGCGUCUAUUGCAGCCCCACUUUAUGAACUUACAAAAGAUAAGGUUAAGUUCAUAUGGACGGAUAAACAGCAGACAGCCUUCCAAGGCUUGCGUGAUAAAUUAACGGCAAAACCUUGCCUGGCCUUCCCGCAAGAUAAGGAUUUCUUUAUGCAUACUGAUGGGAGUCAAAUCGCGGUAGGGGCCGCUUUGUUUCAGCAAGCACCGCAGGACGCCAAAUCUUUAGUCGCGGUCGGGUACUUCAGUAAAGCCCUAUCAGAGUCACAACAGAAGUGGAGUCCCACGCAUAUAGAGCUCUUUGCGAUGAUUAGUGCCUUACGGUUCUUCAAGGCCACCAUUUACGGGCAUCUCACAAGGAUAUUCUCAGAUCAUCGCCCUUUAACCUUUCUGCUUAAGCAUAAUAGGACCCAUGAUAAUCUCACCCGUUGGGUCGUUGAGCUACAAAGUUAUAAUGUUACCAUCGAAUAUCUGAAAGGCUCUUCCAAUGUAGUGGCCGACUGCCUCUCUAGAUUCGUGAAUCCUUCGUUUCGCUUCCAAGACAACACUUCUGAGUCUGACGAUAUCAUCGAAUUUCCUAAUUGUCUCAUAUUACAAACUUUCCAGCCUCUUCCCGCUUGUUUAGCUCCACUUUGUGCCACCGCUCCUAUUGCCAUAAAACCGUAUAACGCGCUCCUCGAACAAAAAGCUGAUCCGCUCUGUAAUUCCAUAAUGAUAUUCUUAGAAACCAAUAAAUUCCCUGAUUCCGUAGCUGAAGCUGACAAAGCAGCUCUACUGAAACUAGUUGAAAGUUGCCGCUUACGUCCUAAUGGCUGUUUGUAUCACGUAGCCAAAUCUCCCUACAAUCCACAAACCACAAUUGAGCAGCUUUUUGUUCCCGAAAAGUUACGUGAACCCAUAUUCCUGGCUAUGCACUCGAGCACCACCGCUGGCGGCCAUUUCAACUGGCAGAAAACGCUAGCUAAGAUCUCUCGUAAGUAUUUUUGGCCGCACAUGUCCGAACAGAUUUAUGCUCUUACUAAGUCUUGUGAUCUGUGUCAAAGAAAGCGAGCGCAGGCCCUCAACCAAGAGCAAUUGCUGCCCGUAGUACCAUCAGCCAUUUUCGACAAACCCUGUUGGGCCUCAACCAGUGGAAAUCGCAGUUACUGCGUCUGA
Cylicocyclus nassatus is the source of this 2196-nucleotide messenger RNA. The record is from the annotation of a GenBank genome assembly. Lineage: Eukaryota; Metazoa; Nematoda; Chromadorea; Rhabditida; Strongylidae.